Messenger RNA from Scomber japonicus (chub mackerel), 1512 nucleotides. RefSeq names its product 5-hydroxytryptamine receptor 3A-like. The transcript has 11 exons. Gene Ontology annotation, molecular function: neurotransmitter receptor activity; transmembrane signaling receptor activity; extracellular ligand-gated monoatomic ion channel activity. Gene Ontology annotation, cellular component: membrane; synapse; neuron projection. The record is from RefSeq and is a predicted model, not a curated record. Gene Ontology annotation, biological process: regulation of membrane potential; signal transduction; nervous system process. Lineage: Eukaryota; Metazoa; Chordata; Actinopteri; Scombriformes; Scombridae.
AUGACAUCCAAGAAUACACCACUGAAGUUGGUCCUUCCAUCAGUCAAGCCUAUACUGGUUGUGUUUCUCAUUCUUAUACCAGCUCCAUGCAGUGCCAUCAUGGCAAAUUGUUCCCAGCCAAAUCAACUUGCUCUAUUGGAAGCUCUGGAUCCAGUGUUAAACCUGAGCGCCAUACGACCUGUCAUGAACCUCACAACCUGCACCCGCGUCAGCACAUUCUUCACCUUAUAUGGAAUACUUGGAGUGGUAUGUUCAGCUCAGUUAGCAUUAUACAGUGUACCGAGUAAGUGUAGAAAGAGUCACUGACAUUGUUUUUCUGCUCUUCUUUUCAUUCAGGAUGAAAAGGCUCAACGCUUGGUGACUUAUAUUUGGCUAGAAUUUUGGUGGAGAAAUGAGUUUAUCGUUUGGGAUCCUGUCCAGUGCGGCACUGGCAAGAUUUCUCUCCCCAGAGACAAGUUUUGGGUGCCAGAUAUUGUAAUCAAUGAAUUCAUUGAGAAGAAUGCUGCUCCUUAUGUCCCAUAUCUAUAUCUGUAUAGCACUGGGGUCAUGCACGAUUCUCAACCAGUCAAAGUUGUCAGCUCCUGUAACCUUGAUAUCUACACCUUCCCCUUCGACAUACAGAACUGCACUCUUACUUUCAACUCCUACAUCCACUCAGCAAAGGACAUAAAGGUAUUGUUGGGGAGGUCUGUCGCUAGAAUGACAGAAAACUCCAAGAAGAUCAUGACCACUAUGGGGGAGUGGGAGCUGCUGGAUAUCACUGCCCACAACUACAGCAUUCCCGCACAGUAUGAGGAUUCCUCCAUCGAUCAGCUUUCAUUUCAUAUCAGAGUGAGGCGUCGGCCCACCCUCUAUGUGCUAAACCUGCUUAUCCCUAGUUGCUUCCUCAUAACAGUGGAUCUCUUCAGCUUCCUGCUACCCCCACAGACUGUGGAUCGAUCCUCCUUUAAGAUGACCCUGAUCCUGGGCUACACCGUCUUCCUACUCAUCAUGAAUGACCUGCUGCCAAUCACGGGAAACACCAUACCUCUCAUAAAUGUUUUCCUGUCUUUGUGCUUGGCUCUGAUGGUGGCCAGUCUGCUGGAGACUAUCUUCAUCACCAACCUGCUGUGUUUCUCUGCGAGCGCCUCUCCUGUGCCUCACUGGAUCAAAGUGUUCGUUCUGCAGAUUCUGGGCCGUCUUGUUUUCCUGACUCAGAAGACUAAAGAACAAAGAGAUGCAGAACUCAGCACUGUGACAGCAGAGACUGUUGAAGUUGUUGAGGGUCCUCUCGAGGAGAAGGUGCCAGUGGUGGAGGACAAGACUGUGGUGGAGCUGAGGAGCCUCGGAAGGGAUCUCCAGGCGAUCCGCCUGCAGGUGGAGAAGCAGCUGAAUGGGAGCCAGACCUCAGAGGAAUGGAUGCAGGUGGGUUUCAUCAUAGACCGCCUGCUCUUCGGCAUCUACAUCCUCUUUAUAUCAGUCAGCUUCAUUACCAUCAUCAUUAUCUGGGUAAAUUCAUAUAAUAAAACAUGA